Molecule: messenger RNA, 6884 nt
Organism: Drosophila biarmipes
Lineage: Eukaryota; Metazoa; Arthropoda; Insecta; Diptera; Drosophilidae
Gene: pum
Product: maternal protein pumilio
Exons: 14
Coding region: 947-5629 (1560 amino acids)
Biological process (GO): post-transcriptional regulation of gene expression
Cellular component (GO): cytoplasm; nucleus
Molecular function (GO): mRNA 3'-UTR binding
Source: RefSeq, a predicted model, not a curated record
UAUUAUCGUUUUGCGACGGACGGCGGCGAGGUUGAAGAAAUUCCUGGCCGAUUUCUUCUUCAUCAUCCUGUGUAAAUAAUUGUAAUUUAAAUAUUCUAAAUUUCGUGUUUAACGAAAGCACACACACACUCACACCAUCGGAGGAAAUGCAAAGGCGAAGGCUUUUUUAAGUGCAUGUUUUGUGUAUAUUUUCAUCAUUAAAACGUCGUGUAAAUUAAAAUUCAUCCUAAUUAUAAUUAAUAAACUACAUUAAUAAACGGAAAUUCCACAAUUCUCAAAAAUCAAUCUGUAAAAAUUCAAGUUUUAACCAAUUCUCAUACGUAAUAAAUAAAGUUCAGUUUUGUUAAGUCCCGAGAAACAACAGCUGUGCAACUGUGUAAAAUAUUAUUCAUAAUUUUGUGUAAAUUUAUGUAAAAAUAAAAAAACCAACCACGACAACCAAACCAAACGAAGAAAAUCAAUUUUUUUGAGCAAAAGUGUAUGAAAAAUCUCAGCAAAGCCUGUAAAGUAAAUGUUAAAUAUAGUAAGCAAAAAGUGUGGUUUCUUUUACAACAACAACAAACAAGUGUAAAUCUAGAGAGAAAAUUUCAAAAAUAACAGGAAAACACUUUUGUGAAUAGUUCAAAACGACGAAUCGUGUGUGAGUGGUCCUUUGUGUGGUUUUAAAAGUAUCCAAACCAAUAAAAGUUGGCAAUACGCGCAAAAUUGUCAGCUGCGAUAGCUAGGAAAAGCCUCCAAAAUUGAGCUCCUAACCGCGCCCACAAUUGCCAUAUCGACGCCCUCGCCGCAGCAGCAGCAGCAACAUCAACAGCAGCAACUCUAUCAGCAACACCAACAGCAGCAGCAGCAACAUUACGGUCCACCACCGCCCUAUUUUCAACAGCUACACCAACAGCAGCAGCAACACCAGCAGCAACACCAGCAGCAGCAGCAACACCAGCAACACAUGAAGUUUCUGGGUGGUAACGAUGAUCGCAAUGGCCGCGGAGGCGUCGGCGUUGGCACGGAUGCCAUUGUGGUAGGAUCUCGCGGUGGCGUUGCCCAGGAUGCCGCCGAUGCCGCUGGUGCCGCCGCAGCCGCCGCCGUCGGCUAUGUCUUCCAGCAGCGCCCGUCGCCCGGCGGGGUGGGCGUGGGCGGCGUGGGUGGCGGUGUGCCCGGGGUCGGCGCCGUGGGCUCGACCUUGCACGAGGCCGCUGCCGCCGAGUACGCCGCCCACUUUGCCCAGAAGCAACAGCAGACGCGAUGGGCGUGCGGCGACGACGGCCAUGGGAUUGAUAACCCGGACAAAUGGAAGUACAAUCCGCCGAUGAACCCAGCCAAUGCAGCCCCAGGCGGACCGCCGGGAAAUGGCAACAAUGGUGGCCCCGGAGCCAUUGGCACCAUUGGCAUGGGCAGCGGGUUGGGCAGCAUGGGCGGUGGAGGAGGCGGCGGCGGAGCUGGUGGCGGGAACAACGGAGGAUCCGGCACGAACGGCGGUCUCCACCAUCCGUCGAUGGCCGCUGCAGCCGCCAACAUGGCCGCCAUGCAACAGGCGGCGGCGGUGGCCAAGCACAAUCACAUGAUGUCACAGGCUGCGGCAGCCGCUGCAGCUCAACAGCAGCAGCAACACCAGCAUCCACACCAGCAACAUCCCCAGCAGCAGCAGCAGCAGCAGCAGCAGCAGGGUCAGAAUCAGGGGCAUCCACAUCACCUAAUGGGCGGUGGCAACGGGCUGGGCAAUGGCAACGGCCUGGGAAUCCAGCAUCCCGGCCAGCAGCAACAGCAGCAGCAACAACAGCAGCAGCAGCAACAUCCCGGCCAGUACAACUCGAACUUGCUCAACCAUGCCGCUGCCCUGGGUCACAUGUCGUCCUAUGCCCAAUCGGGCGGCAGCAUGUACGACCAUCACGGCGGAGCCAUGCAUCCGGGAAUGAACGGCGGCAUGCCCAAGCCACCGCCACUGGGCCCGCCAGGAGCCGGAGGACCGCAGGACUACGUCUACAUGGGAGGCCAGGCCACUGUGCCCAUGGGCGCCGCCAUGAUGCCGCCACAGAAUCAGUAUAUGAACAGCUCCGCUGUUGCAGCCGCCAAUCGGAAUGCAGCGAUCACCACAUCCACUGCCAAGAAAUUGUGGGAGAAAUCCGAUGGCAAGGGCGUUUCCUCGAGCAAUCCCGGAGGACCGCUGAAUCCCUUGCAGAUCCCCGGUAUCGGUGAUCCCUCCUCAGUGUGGAAGGAUCACACCUGGUCCACACAGGGCGAGAAUAUCCUGGCACCGCCCCCCUCACGGGCCUACGCCCAUGGCGGUGCCUCCGAUACUUCGAACAGCGGCAAUGCGGGCAUACUGAGUCCCCGCGAUUCGACUUGCGCCAAAGUGGUUGAAUACGUUUUCAGUGGUUCGCCCACCAACAAGGAGAGCCCUCUUUCUGGAUUAGAGCCGCGUUUGCGCAAUUUAAAGUUUGACGACAACGAUAAGUCACGCGACGAUAAGGAAAAGGCCAACUCUCCGUUUGACACAAACGGAUUGAAGAAGGACGAUCAGGUCACAAACACAAAUGGUGUUGUCAACGGCAUUGACGAUGACAAGGGCUUCAAUCGCACCCCUGGUUCACGUCAGCCUUCCCCUGCAGAGGAGUCACUGCCACGCCCCCCGAAUCUACUAUUCCCCCCACUGCCGCCCCCCUUCAACCACAUGCUCAUGGAUCAUGGCCAGGGCAUGGGCGGCGGCUUGGGAGGGGUCGUUGGAUCUGGCAACGGGGUUGGAGGAGGCGGCGGCGGAGGCGGAGCGGGCGGAGCGUAUGCGGCCCACCAGCAAAUGGCCGCCCAAAUGAGUCAGUUGCAGCCGCCGAUGAUGAACGGCGUUGGCGGCGGAAUGCCAAUGGCAGCACAGUCACCCAUGUUGAAUCACCAGGCAGCUGGACCCAAUCAUAUGGAAUCUCCCGGAAAUCUCUUGCAGCAGCAAAAUUUUGAUGUUCAGGUAAGUGACGACGUGCUUUCGCUCGCCUUUAACCACAAUCAACAACUGUUCCGCUCGCAGAAUCCGGGCCUUGCAGCAGUUGCCACAAAUGCAGCGGCCGCAGCAGCAGCCGCAGCAGCUGCCACAUCGGCAGCGAGUGCUGCGGCGGCGGUGGGCGCUGCCCCCGUGCCCAACGGCUCGCUGCAACAGUCGCAGCAGCAGCAGCAACAGCAGCAGCAACAACAGCAGCAACAGAUGCAGAUGGCGGCCGCGUCGCAACAGUUUCUGGCCGCCCAGCAGGCGCAAAAUGCGGCCUAUGCCGCCCAGCAGGCCACGCCCUACGUCAUCAAUCCGGGCCAGGAGGCUGCCCCCUAUAUGGGCAUGAUUGCCGCCGCCCAGAUGCCGCAGUACUACGGGGUAGCGCCCUGGGGCAUGUAUCCGGGCAAUUUGAUUCCGCAACAGGGAACGCAGCCGCGCCGCCCCCUCACCCCCUCGCAGCAGGGUGCCGAGAAUCAGCCGUAUCAGGUCAUCCCGGCCUUCCUCGAUCACACGGGCUCCUUGCUGAUGGGAGGACCCCGCACCGGGACGCCCAUGCGCCUGGUCAGCCCCGCCCCCGUGCUGGUGCCCCCGGGCGCCACCCGCGCCGGUCCCCCGCCCCCGCAGGGCCCACAGCUGUACCAACCGCAGCCGCAGACGGCCCAACAGAAUCUCUACUCGCAGCAGAAUGGCUCCAGUGUCGGAGGUCUUGCCUUGAACACAAGCUCGUUGACGGGUCGCCGCGACUCCUUCGACCGCAGCACCUCCGCCUUCAGCCCCUCGGCGAUGGACUACACCAGCAGCGGUGUGGCAGCAGCCGCCAAUGCGGUGAACAGCACAGUGGCCCAGGCAGCAGCAGCGGCCGCAGCAGCCGCUGCAGCGCGUGGCAAGUGGCCGGGAGCGAUGUCGGGAGCGGCCAGCGGAGCCUACGGAGCCCUCGGAGCAGGCAAUGCCUCGGCCAGUCCGCUGGGCGCUCCACUCACACCGCCGCCGUCGGCGCAAUCCUGCCUCCUGGGCAGUCGGGCACCCGGAGCCGAAUCCCGCCAGCGGCAGCAGCAGCAACAACAGCAGCAGCAACAGCUGGCCGCUGUGGGUCUGCCCGCUACUGCGGCAGCUGCUCAGGCAGCAGUGGCAGCGGCCGCCAACAAUAUGUUCGGGUCCAAUAGCUCGCUCUUCUCGAAUCCCCUGGCCAUUCCGGGUAGCGCAGCCGCGGCAGUGGCGGCGGCAGCAGCAGCGGCGGCCAACUCGCGACAGGUGGCCGCCACAGCAGCGGCAGCGGCGGCGGUGGCAGCGGCAGCCGGCGGCGGCGUGGGCGGCGCCCCACAGCCGGGCAGAUCUCGCCUACUCGAGGAUUUCCGCAACCAGCGGUACCCCAAUCUCCAGCUACGCGAUCUCGUCAACCACAUUGUGGAGUUCUCGCAGGAUCAGCACGGCUCGCGGUUCAUCCAGCAGAAGUUGGAGCGCGCAACGGCGGCCGAGAAGCAGAUGGUAUUCAGCGAGAUCCUUGCUGCAGCCUAUAGCCUGAUGACCGAUGUCUUUGGCAACUAUGUCAUCCAGAAGUUCUUUGAGUUCGGCACUCCCGAGCAGAAGAACACGCUGGGCAUGCAGGUCAAGGGUCAUGUGCUGCAGCUGGCGCUGCAAAUGUACGGCUGCCGGGUGAUUCAAAAGGCCCUGGAGAGCAUCUCGCCGGAGCAGCAGCAGGAGAUCGUCCACGAACUGGACGGACAUGUGCUGAAGUGCGUCAAGGAUCAGAAUGGCAACCAUGUGGUGCAGAAGUGCAUCGAGUGCGUGGAUCCGGUGGCCCUGCAGUUCAUCAUCAAUGCGUUCAAGGGGCAGGUUUACUCGCUGAGCACCCAUCCCUACGGCUGCCGGGUGAUCCAGCGGAUCCUCGAACACUGCACCGCCGAACAGACCACGCCCAUUCUGGACGAGCUGCACGAGCACACCGAGCAGUUGAUCCAGGACCAAUACGGCAACUAUGUCAUUCAGCAUGUGCUUGAGCACGGCAAGCAGGAGGACAAGUCCAUUCUGAUAAACAGCGUGCGCGGCAAGGUGCUUGUGCUGUCGCAGCACAAAUUCGCUUCGAAUGUGGUAGAGAAAUGCGUUACCCAUGCCACACGUGGCGAACGCACUGGUCUUAUAGACGAGGUCUGCACCUUUAACGACAACGCGUUGCACGUGAUGAUGAAGGAUCAGUAUGCCAACUAUGUGGUCCAGAAGAUGAUUGAUGUUUCGGAGCCGACGCAGCUCAAGAAGCUAAUGACCAAGAUCCGGCCCCACAUGGCCGCCUUGCGCAAGUACACCUACGGCAAGCACAUCAACGCCAAGUUGGAGAAGUACUACAUGAAGAUAACCAAUCCCAUAACGGUGGGCACAGGAGGAGCCGGCGGAGUGCCUGCAUCCUCGUCAGCGGUGGCAGUCAGCGGCAGUGGAGCCAGUUCGUCAUCGGCCACAGCAUGCACCAGUGGCAGCAGCACCACCACCACCAGCACCACCAACAGCCUGGCCUCACCCACCAUUUGCUCGGUGCAGGAGAACGGCAGCGCCAUGCUUGUUGAGCCCCCUUCCCCGGAUGCCUCCGAGUCCUCGUCCUCGGUGGUCUCGGGAGCCGUCAACAGCGGUCUGGGUCCCAUUGGACCCCCGACCAACGUUGUGCUGUAAGGGGCGAAUAUAGGAGAGUAAAUAAAGUAAACAAAUAAAACCAGGCAGUCAAAGGAAACUUUCUUCUCGAAUCGCAGACUAGUUUUUAGGAGCUGUAGAGCUAUGCAUAAAAAAUACAUAUAAAUGUAAACUAAUUUAUUGAAAAAGCAGCGUUCGAUGGAGAAUCUGCUCUCGAAGAUUUGUAAAGUGAAAACAAAACACACACAUGCGCCAAGCUAGAAAAACAAAAAGGAAAAACGCUGGCCAGCUAGAAGGCAAAACAGCUUGAGAUCUAAAGCUAAAACAAAUUUGUAUUUUUACGAACAAAAUGUAAUAACACUCUCACGAAAGAAGAUUUCAAAAUAUUUGUACAAUGCGCUCGCAUAAUUAAAAUGUAAAAAAGAAACACAGAACUCACAGAGAUGAGGAGGAACAACAAACAAAAAAGGCGUUAAAAGUCGCAAAAAUGAAAACUGAAUGUAAAGUUAAAUGUGAAGAAAACCAUUUUGUCUGCGUAGAUUUUCGUUGUAAUAACUUUGUAUAAAUUAAUGAUUAUAUAGCAAGUCUAUCUGUAAAUGAUUAAUGUUUCGACUGUAAAUUAAUAAGAGGACAACUGAAGAGCCGGCGAGCUGAGGAAAGGAGAAUGAAGCAUGUAGAAUGUAGAGGAGCUGCAGAAGGGCUGCAUGGAUACGCCUAGAAUUUAUAAGUGCAGACAGAGGAGGAACCAUUUCAAAUAUACAUACAUAAUUAAAAACGAGAGGGAUGACAGCAGAAGCCACACUUAGUGUAGAAUGUAGAGUAAUACUGUUUUUGGAGCCAGCAGCUACCGGAAACACAAUGAAAACAGAGACACACGAGACACGCCACGCCCCCUCACGCACACUCGGAGCCUACGCCUACACCCACACACACACAAUGAACGACUCUUCAGCCCAUUCACGUUGCUUUUGCACUAUGUAAAAAUUUUGUAUAAAAAAACCCAACAACAAACCAUGUAAACCAUGUAAUUUUCAAAUGUUUCACUGUAAAAUGUAUACAUACUAUAUUUUGUAAAUUUUUUUUAAGUCGCAAGUAACUCAUACAUAUUCUAUUCUAAACUGCACGCAUGUAUUUAUAAUUUUAUACAUAUUAGCCGGCGUCCGCCCACCGAUGAUCAGCAAGUACUUCGGUGGGUGGGGCGCCAGCUAAACGAACCUGUUAGCCAAGUAAGCCCCACUGAUAAUGAUUGGAUUUUAAAACUAUAACCAUCAAAAUAAACCUAUUUUUUCCAAAAUUA